UUACUUAUAAAGAUCAUUGACCUACUUUUCUAUUAACCUUGCCUUAUAAGAACUUGUUUCAUUCUUUUAAGUUUUCUCUUGUUUUGUGUCUGCAUCAGCAUCUAAAUCAAUAUUUUCUAUCUUCUCAACAACCACUUAAUUAGAUAAAACAAUCACCAAGCAUGUUUGGAUGUCCUCCAGAGACAGGAAAUCCUGAUCCCAUGAAAUAGAUUUAGUUAAGGACAAGAGUACUAUUUAACUUUUUUUCUUUUCUUUCUUUUUGUCAAAGAAAGACUAGAUGAAAUAGCAAAAAUCAAUUCAGAGGGAGAAACAUCAUCUCAAAUGGGAAGGAAGCAUUUUCAUGGCCAAGUUAUUGGAACAACCUUAAACACAGUAACUCCUUGUGCUGCAUGUAAGCUAUUGAGAAGAAGGUGUGCUGAGGAAUGCCCUUUCUCUCCUUACUUUUCACCACAUGAGCCUCAUAAAUUUGCAGCUGUUCAUAAAGUGUUUGGUGCAAGCAAUGUCUCCAAAUUGCUAUUGGAGGUACCUGAAGGACAAAGAGCAGAUGCAGCAAAUAGUAUGGUUUAUGAAGCAAAUUUAAGGUUAAGAGAUCCUGUUUAUGGAUGCAUGGGUGCAAUAUCAACAUUACAACAACAAGUUCAAUCUUUACAAGCAGAACUUCAUGCAAUUAGAGCUGAAAUACUAAAAUAUAAAUAUAGAGAAGCAGCUUCUUUUAUUUCUUCUCAACAAGUAUCAAUCCCUACAAAUGCAAACUCACAAGGUCUUUCUCAACCUCUUGUUCUUCCUACUUUAGAUCCUCCAUCUCCUUCUCUUCCUCCACCACAAAAAGUAUUAGCUUCUCAAUCCAUUAUCCUUUCGUCGUUGUCUUCGUCUUCGGGUUCCUCUGUCUACACUACAUCUAAGAGUACAAUGAGUCAUGGAUCUAUUUCUAGUGAAAAUAUUCCAUAUUUUAUUUAGGUUUAUUUGAGUAUUAUUAUUCAUUUUAUGUAGGAAUAAUAUUAUGCUUAAUUUCUUAGAAGAAUUGUUGUAUAACUUGAACCAUCUUUUUGGUCAUUUUUCUUUUUCUUCUCUUUUGUUCAGUUGAAAGUUUAUUGAGAAGGGAAAGAAAUUAGUCCUACUACAUUGAUAUGCUUUUUAGUAGUAUAUUUUGUACUACUUUUAUACUAUUUCAAUUUUACCUGAUUUGUCUUUAUUUGUAAGAAUAAUAAUGCAUUUUGAAUA
This is a messenger RNA of Trifolium pratense (red clover), 1221 nucleotides long. Its product is annotated as LOB domain-containing protein 13-like. The record is from RefSeq and is a predicted model, not a curated record. Bases 322 to 957 code for a protein of 211 amino acids. Lineage: Eukaryota; Viridiplantae; Streptophyta; Magnoliopsida; Fabales; Fabaceae. The transcript is spliced from 3 exons.